Molecule: messenger RNA, 971 nt
Organism: Anoplopoma fimbria (sablefish)
Lineage: Eukaryota; Metazoa; Chordata; Actinopteri; Perciformes; Anoplopomatidae
Gene: hoxd4a
Product: homeobox D4a
Exons: 2
Coding region: 1-765 (254 amino acids)
Biological process (GO): embryonic skeletal system morphogenesis; anterior/posterior pattern specification; regulation of transcription by RNA polymerase II
Cellular component (GO): nucleus
Molecular function (GO): DNA-binding transcription factor activity, RNA polymerase II-specific; RNA polymerase II cis-regulatory region sequence-specific DNA binding
Source: RefSeq, a predicted model, not a curated record
AUGGAAGGAGGAAAAAAAGACAACUCGAGAAAAAUUAGUAUUUUCUACCUUCAGAAAUUAAUGGCCAUGAGUUCGUUUAUGGUGAACUCUAAGUAUGUGGAUCCCAAAUUUCCUCCCUGCGAGGAAUAUUCACAAAAUAACUAUAUACCUGAGCAGGGCUCGGACUUCUACGGUCCAACGCAGAACACAGACUUUCAGCAUCCAGGGAUCUACCCACGGUCAAACUACACGGAGGAGCCCUUCAGCUGCAACACUGUGCAGGACUCCACAGUGCAGCCACGAGGUCAUGUGCACGAGAAAUCCAGCCGCUCGGGCUCUUUUAGCGCACAGACUGAGCAGGGGCCCCCGGUCCAAGUGGCCGGUCCCCGGACUUGUGGACAGCAGCAAAACACAAAGAGCCAGAAUGGGAUACAGUCCAAGCAGCCUGCAGUAGUUUACCCCUGGAUGAAGAAAGUCCACAUUACCACUGUGAAUCCGGAUUACACAGGACCUGAGCCCAAACGGUCCAGAACAGCUUACACCCGGCAGCAGGUUUUGGAGCUUGAAAAGGAGUUUCAUUUUAACAGGUAUCUAACCAGGCGGCGACGGAUUGAGAUUGCCCACACUCUUUGUCUCUCCGAAAGGCAGAUUAAAAUCUGGUUUCAAAACAGACGGAUGAAAUGGAAGAAAGACCACAAACUACCCAACACCAAGGGCAGAUCCGCACCAGCAAGCCAUCUGCAAAGCAUCCAGAAGGAUAACCAGACUGAUAUCACAGCAUUAUAAGAGAGGAGGAAGGUGUACCACCUUUAGAAAUAAACUGUACAUAUAUAAGACAGAGGUUGCAUCUGACUUUUGCAUGGACUGAUGUUGUUUUUAGCCUUUUUUUUUUAAUUUAACAAAGACCCCAGCAGUGUUGACUCAAGAGUCAGAAAAACAAUCAGUCUUUGUGAGAGUGAAAGGUUUGAAAGUUCUUCAUUGUCUUCAUUUCU